CCGGGGCCGCCCCCUGCCUGCCCCGGCGGCGGCGGCGGCGGCGGUGGGGCGAUGGCGGGGCGGCGGCGGCGGCUGCUGGUGCUGCUGCCGCUGCGCUGCCUCCUGCUGGGGCUGCUGGGCGGCGGCGGCGGCGGGCAGCCCGGCGGCGGGGAGUACUGCCACGGCUGGGUGGACGGGCAGGGCGGCUACCACGAGGGUUUCCAGUGCCCCGAGGGCUUCGACACGGCGGCCGCCACCAUCUGCUGCGGCUCCUGCGCGCUGCGCUACUGCUGCGCCGCCGCCGAGGCGCGCCUGGAGCAGGGCGGCUGCACCAACGACCGGCAGACCCCGGACCCGGGAGUCACCGCCCAGCCCAUCUACGUGCCGUUCCUCAUAGUCGGAUCAAUAUUUAUCGCCUUCAUUAUCGUGGGCUCUCUGGUGGCGGUUUAUUGCUGCACCUGUUUAAGACCUAAGCAGCCUUCUCAGCCAAUACGCUUCUCUCUCCGGAGCUACCAGACCGAGACGCUUCCCAUGAUCCUGGCCUCAACCAGCUUCAGGACGCCGUCGAGGCAGUCGAGCACAGCCACCAGUUCCAGUUCGGCCAGCGGGUCGGUUCGCAGGUUCUCCUUCGCCCGGGCAGAGCCGGGCUGCCUCGUGGCAUCGCCACCACCGCCUUACACAUCUGGCUGCUUCCAGCCAGCCCACACCACCCACCUGAACCAGCCGCCGGGAUUUCUGGUGUCGCCGCCAUACUUUGGGUACCCGCUGCAGCCAGAGCCUGCCCUAGCUGGGAAGAGCUGCUCUGAUUUCGGCCAGAGCUGAAAGGAGUCGCCAUGGGGUAACGCAGCUCUAGGGAGCGCAAGGACUUCUGCCAUGGGUGUCAUAUGCUGACGUGCUCUGCGAUGCCAGAAGUUAAAACCAUUCCCGUGGGUGAGUUGCCCUUGAAAAGUGCAAGAUUUCAGAAACCCAACCUUCGGUACUUUCCUGAGCUUGGAUCGCAGUGACGAAUUAUAAAAUAUUCCAGCCUUAGUUCAACUGCUCUGAUAGUUCAGUCUAAUGCGUGCAGAAUAUAUUCAGAGACAAAUGGAAAAAAAAUCGGGAUAAAGUUACUCAUUUCAUGGAACUAUAAAUGAUGCUUUAACCCUAAAUGAUAUUAACCUAGUUAACAAACCGGCUGUAUUCCACGGACCCAAUAAUCAGAAUAGUGCUAUAAAGCAGCAGUCAGGCUGAGAAGUAACAGAGAAGUAACAUGUACUAAACCGAAGAGUUUGUGGAUCCUGAAACAGCUGACUGCUUCCACUUCCACGAGCAAUGAAAGUAAGAGGAGGUAUUUUACUAUAGAUACGGAAGCGCGUGGGAUUUUUUAAAUACAGAUAAUAUACCUGAACUUACACUGCAUAUUUGUAUUAGUUAACUUUAACUAAGAUAAAAAUAGUAUGAAUUAGGCUAGUUGAAAACAUGCCAAUCCCAAGCAGCCGAAUAAUUAUGUAUGAGAAAGGCAGAAUGUAUUCAAUAAUAUUGCUAAUAACUUCUCAGCAUAAAAUUCUAAAAUUGGCAUUGUAUUGAAGCCUUCUUCAGAAGGAAGUAUUUAUUGUUGGCCUCUUGCUCAGCAACACGUCUAAGCUGGACAAACUGAUCUUAAAGUCCUAUUUGUAAAAUUAGCCAUGUAUAAAAUGUAAAGACAGGCUUGUAAUUUAAAAUGUAUUUACGACAUUGACAACACUAAUUAUUUAGUAGUCACAUCAAAAAAAUGUAUCAAUAAACUGUGGUUGGAAUCGA
This is a messenger RNA of Anas platyrhynchos (mallard), 1758 nucleotides long. RefSeq names its product shisa family member 3 (gene SHISA3). The record is from RefSeq and is a predicted model, not a curated record. Lineage: Eukaryota; Metazoa; Chordata; Aves; Anseriformes; Anatidae.